Messenger RNA from Rhodotorula toruloides NP11, 1251 nucleotides. RefSeq names its product Blue (type 1) copper domain containing protein. NCBI's taxonomy places the organism in Eukaryota, Fungi, Basidiomycota, Microbotryomycetes, Sporidiobolales, Sporidiobolaceae. The coding region runs from base 1 to 1251 and encodes 416 amino acids. The transcript is spliced from 9 exons. The record is from RefSeq and is a predicted model, not a curated record. Gene Ontology annotation, molecular function: electron transfer activity; copper ion binding.
AUGAAGACCUCGACCGCCUUCGUCGUCUCGCUCGGCCUCGCUUGCCUCCCGCUUGCCCUGGCUCACGCCCACUCGCCGAACUCGCAUCUCAAGCGCAACCUCAAGCGCAGCCCGCAGUAUUACGGCUCGGGUAGUGCCUACGGCGGCGCUAUGGGCGGCAUGGGCGCAAUGAGCGAGAUGGGCGGGAUGGGUGGCAGCGCGAUGUUUGAGCAGGCCUCAGCGUCCGACAGCAUGGGCGUGGGUAUGGGUAUGAGCGCCUCGCUCGGCAUAUCCAGCAUGAGCCAGAUGCCUACGCCGACCGACUCGACCAUGGGCGCUGCCAACUCCGCGAUGGCGACGAUUCAAGGCGCGAUGGGCUCGAUGGGUCCUUCGCUCGACAUGUGUGUCCAGCAGUGCAUGGCCUCGAACGGCUUGUCGUGGCCUUCGGGCGCCGCCAGCGCCGCUCUUCCCGCGCUCACCGGCACGCCCUCCAUGAUGGCGCCGAUGCCUUCCGGCGCCGGCACGAUGGUCAACGGCUCGCUCGUCGGUGGUCCUGGUCAAGUCGUCGUUGCGCCCAAGAAGGGAGACUUGCGCUUCGUCCCGUUCAACACGGUCGCGAGUCCCGGCCAGACCAUCGAGUUCAUUUGGGGUGCCGGGCCUCACACCGUCACGCAGUCGUCGCAGCUCAGCAUCUGCAACGCGACGCAGCAAACUGGCGCGUUCAAGAGCGGCAUGCAGCAGGCCGGCUUCCAGAUGCCGCUCACCGUCAACGACUCGUCAACCAUCUUCUACUACUGCGCCGUCCCGAACCACUGCCAGAAGGGAAUGUUCGGCUUGAUCAACGGCCAAGUCUCGCUCGACGGCAAGAACACGUUCGGCGAGUACAUGAACGGCUGGGCCAAGGCGAGUCAGGAGAACCAGGCCCUCCUCGACAUCACGAUCCAGAUCACCUCCGGCAACAGCGCCGCCGCUAACUGGGGCGAGUCGCUUUCGACCGCGCAAUUCGAGUCGUGGGCGCUCCCGUGGGCCAUGCAGCAAAUCAUGUACACCCGCCAGUACUUCGCCGAGAACCCUCAGCUCCUCGCCGCGACCAACGGUAAUGCGACUUCGACUUCGACGUCGGCCGUCUCGAACGCCGGCUCACCCGCCUCGACUGGCAGCGCUGCGUCCGCCUCGGCCACCGCGUCGAUGAGCAGCGGCGCCGCGUCGUCGUCGAAGACCGCCGGGUCGCUCGCUCUCAUUGCCGGCGUCGCUCUCGCCCUCCUCGCCUAG